GCGCAACUAGCAAGCAAGCAAGCAAGCAAGCAAGCAACCGAGGAAACUGGUUUGGUUUUGUAGGGCUUGCACCUCUCUUUCAGCGAGGCAGUCCAAUUUAUGCAUUACGGCUAUGUAGGCACUACAUGAUAUCAAAACGCUGCGCCCGGGCUUACUUCACUUACCGUCACCAUCACUGCAAUAUUAUCGGAGCUUUCCAAGUGCCUACAAGACUAAAUUUACUGCAUUACUUUUCAUCCAAUACUAUCAAGUGUUAAAUGCAAUUUUUAAUACACACGGUUACACGGUUUACAUACAACGUAAAAGUGAGCAGAAGUAUAUGCAAGUUUGUAUUCGUGUAACGGUGGUGGUCUUUGUAAUAUGAAUUUUCUAUCAAUUAAAAGCUUGUGACUGUUUUGUGUGGUAUCUGGUGCUUCGUUUUAUAAUUUGUUCAAAAUUAAUACUGUGAAGAUUUCAAAUUUUGUACAGCUAUGGCAGAGGGAAAUGGGGAGAUAAAAAUGGAAGAGAAACAGUCUAAGGAGGAAAUGGAAUAUGUAGAGAGGACAGAAGAUUUUUCAAAAUUGAUUCAGUACGGACUGGAUGAAAAAGUAGCUGCAAAAUUGGAUGAAAUUUAUAAAACAGGAAAAUUAGCUCAUGUGGAUUUGGAUGAAAGAGCAUUAGAUGCAUUAAAGGAAUUUCCAGUUGAUGGUGCAUUAAAUGUACUCACACAGUUUCUUGAAUCUAAUUUAGAGCACGUAUCAAAUAAAUCUGCAUACCUUUGUGGUGUAAUGAAAACCUAUAGACAGAAAAGUCGAGCUGGACAGGGUACUGGUACCAGUACUGCUCCAAAAGCACCGGAUGAGGACAAAAUAAAGAUGAUUCUUGAACGAACUGGAUAUCCUUUGGAUGUAACAACAGGACAACGGAAAUAUGGAGGUCCUCCUCCAAACUGGGAAGGUCCCACACCAGGGACUGGCUGUGAGGUAUUUUGUGGAAAAAUUCCAAAGGAUAUGUACGAAGAUGAGUUAAUUCCCUUAUUUGAAAAGUGUGGGAAAAUUUGGGAUUUAAGAUUAAUGAUGGAUCCGAUGGCAGGUUGCAAUAGAGGAUAUGCGUUUAUCACUUUUACUAACCGAGAGGCUGCACAGCAAGCUGUUAGAGAGCUCGAUAAUCACGAAAUAAAACCCGGCAAGAAUCUGAAAGUAAACAUUAGCGUACCUAAUCUACGACUUUUCGUGGGGAACAUACCAAAAUCGAAAGGCAAAGAGGAGAUUCUGGAGGAAUUUGGUAAAUUAACAGCUGGUCUGACCGAGGUGAUUAUCUACAGUUCACCGGAUGACAAGAAGAAAAAUAGAGGCUUUUGCUUCUUAGAAUAUGAAUCUCACAAAGCUGCUUCCUUAGCCAAACGAAGACUAAGUACCGGUCGCAUCAAAGUAUGGGGCUGUGAUAUCAUAGUUGAUUGGGCUGAUCCUCAAGAAGAGCCUGACGAACAAACCAUGUCUAAGGUACGCGUCUUGUAUGUUAAAAAUUUAACACAAGACUGUUCGGAAGAAAAACUGAAAGAAAGUUUUGAACAGUAUGGUAAUAUCGAAAGAGUAAAAAAGAUCAAAGACUAUGCCUUCGUCCAUUUUGAAGAAAGAGACAAUGCCGUUAAGGCAAUGAAUGAAUUAAACGGGAAAGAAAUCGGAGGUUCACACAUCGAGGUAUCCCUUGCGAAACCACCGUCCGAUAAAAAGAAAAAAGAAGAAAUGCUUCGUGCUAGGGAGCGAAGAAUGAUGCAAAUGUUUCAGGGCCGAAGCGGAGGAUCUCCAUCGCAUCCAAGCAUGAUGGGAGGACCUAUGCCAGUUCGCGGACCAGGACAAGGUCCUCGAGGUACUGGCGCAGGUAUGCGAGGACAAAUGGGAAGAGGCGAUUAUGCUCUCAUGGAAAUAGAUUAUGAUUACGACUAUUACGGUUAUGGGGAUUAUCGAGGUGGCUACAGUGAUCCAUAUUACGAUGACUAUUAUCGAUACGAAGAUUACUAUUUCGAUUACGCGCCGCCUCCGCCACCUGCCAGAGGGAGAGGCAGGCAGCCUCAACCGGCUGGACGUGGCCGUGGAGUAGUGCCGCGUGGCCGAGUCGGUGGCCCCCAAGUCCGUGGGCCAGUCAGGGGGGGACGCAACCCCGCAACUUCAGGGGCUCGUGGGGUCCAGCGGCUGUCCGCUCGUGGGGGGGUCCGCGCCAAGGGAAGUUUACCAGGUGAGGAUGCAGGUAAACGAAAAUUUGACGGGGGUCACCAGAACCAGGGGGAAUCUAAGCGUCGCUUCCAGAGCAACUGGGGAAACCAACCCCUCGCCCAACAACCACUGGGCAAUGCGUACGGAUUGGCGAGUGUGAAUGGUGGCAGUGGUGGUGGUGGCGGCGGUGACAUAGGAUUCGGAGGUAAGGCCGCCACACUCGGCGGUAUUUCCAGCGAUGAUCACGAAUGGUACCAAGACUCCUAUCAGUCAUGGAGCUAACUUCUACAAGUCUGUGAGUGAACACGCACGCACGCACCCAUCUAAGUACGCACGCAAGCACGCACGGCGAGAGAAUUAACGAAAGAACAAACAACGUAUACACAUUGGAGUUGCUGUAAUGUACGAAGAAGGAUGCAAAUUGAAAAGCAACGAAAGCAAAAUGUAAUUGCGAAAAAAAGGAAGGAAACAAAGAGUAGUAAUGUUCGGAGGAACUUGGAAGAGAAGGAAAGAUCAAUCGAAAGGAGAUAGAAAACUUACGUAUAAUGCUAUUUACUCUAUAAAAUUUGGCAAUUGUAAAUGUUUUUAUGCCUAUUUAAUCAUCAAAUGAUGGAAUGGACGAAGGAUCAUGAGGAAGCGCGUGAAGCGUCGUACUAGGCGUCACCACCAUCGCCCGCUGUUGUUGUGAUUAUAUAUACAGUGAUGUGCCACUGGGACUAAUUAUUACAUCGGAGUGACCACCCAACAACCCACCCCGUACUAUUACUAUAUAUAUACAUAUAUAUAUAUAUAUAUACAUACAUAUAUAUACACGUAUAUAUAUAUAUAUAUACUAAUCUACGUACUACUACAUUGUCACAUUGUUUACUGCCAAGUGAUACAAAGAUCAGCGAUGUUGACAUUGGGAUUGUGAUGGCUUGUAUUAAUUAAGAAAAAUCACGGAAGCCUGCGAUUUUACUAUGCUACAAUUUGGAUUUUCGUGUGUAUGUGCGAGAAUGCGUGUACGUAAUGGAUAGAUCAAGGAAGAGUAUACAUACUGGAGAGACAAGAACAAGAGGAAAGGGGAAAGAAGAUACAUGUGAUGAUGGGACGUGGAAGGAUAAAAUAAAAGCAUGUAGGAAAGAAUGAAGAAGCGGAAGCAAAAAUGGCAAUAUGGGCGAGGAGGAGGAGAUUGGUGUGAAAGAGUGUAAGAAUGAGUGAAUUGGUUUAUGAGCGUGAAUGAAAUAUUACAAAUCUAUCGUUGUAGCGAUCAAUUUAAGUAGUUUUUUCUUUCUUUUUACAAGAUAAAGAAAGAGAAAAUUCUAUAUAACACGUUUUACGAGUGCGUGCUUACAUAUGGUGUGCGCGUAUGUCUGUGUGUGCACGCGCGGUGCGCGGGUGUAUAUGCAUGUAGUGUGUGCGUGAUGUGUGCGUGCAUGCGUUUGUGUGUGCGUGCGUGCGUGCGUGGGUAGGCUGUGUGGGCUGCGUGUGCACGUAUACGCGCACACGUAUGCAUGUGUGAUGCGUGGAGCGCGCCAAGCGCCGCUAGACCUUCUAUUGUUGGUCUAUAAUGUGUACAGUCAGUGAAACUAUUAUUAUUAUUAUUAAGAGUCAGGCAGGUUUUACAAGGAUAGAAUGUGAAACGUUAGAAAUCAACGGUUCUGCGUGAAAAUAUUUCUCAUUUGUUCGAUUACAAUCGGGAGUAAGAAUUAGAGUACCAAGUACGAAAAGAGUAGAUUAAGAUGAUGAAAACGAACGGAUGGACUGAAGAAAUUAAAGCUAUUUAUUAAGGCAACAAAAUUGUUUAGUAAAAGAUUCGUUUGUAUAGGAAAAUUUUAAAUGAAAACGUCCAAAUAAUGGAAAAAUUAGAAUUUAUAAAUCGAUAACAUCUGUUUUCUAGGUUUAUUAUUCUCUGUCUCUGUUUUAUAAUUUUAUUCUUUCUCUUUUUUAUUCCGUUUAUUUUGUUUUUCCUAUUUCGUAGUUAGAGAAUCGAACAAAGAACCGUUGAAUGCGUACAGCCGAACGAAAUAAAUAGGGGAAAAAAUGUUAUAUGUUUCGUUUGUAUUCUUAUAUUAAAUUUUACUUUCAAAAUUUUUAUGUUCGCGGAAUCUUUGCCACACGUAGGCAAGUUUCUUUUUAGAGCGACUGACUACCGAAUUUGAUAAUGAUAGUCACGGAUUGAUUUAGGAUGUGUAAAGUGUACACAGCGUUUACAAAUGCAUGAACACAUACAGCACACAUUUUGAGUGUUGACUCGUUGUUAUUGUUAGCCUGUUAGUUAAUUAGUAAGAGUUGCAAAUGCGGGCUAUAGUUGGUCCCUGUCCCUGGAGCCCAGACACCCCCUGUUCUGGAGAAUAAUUGAAAUGAAAAACAUAAGCGAAGCCUAAUAGCGUUUUACACAUACCCCCGAAUUGUGACGAAAAAGUAGAUAAAAGAUGAGAAAGAUCAAUUCAUUUGUAACGAAGUGACUGCAUAUCACCGUAUUGUCUUAUCGUAUAUAGCAUCAACGAAAAAAUCUAGCAUAAACUUCGGGCUCGUUGGAUACAAUGCAUACAAAAGUAGGUAUGAAAGAAAUGCAAUUCCGUGUGAGAAUAAUAAAAGGAAUAUCAAGGAAUUAAACAACCAGGCAAAAAACAAAACAUGCCCACGAUUCCUAUUCAUUGAUGGCUUUUUAAUCGAUCAAUUUCUAUAAACAACAGACUAUUGAUAUAUAGUGGUCGAUUGGUUUUAAACUCUCGUAUCGACGAAUAUUUUGUUGCACAUUUUAUUCAUAAUUACUCAAGUCCGAUUUUAUUUUGUCAUUGAUACAAAUCUAGUAACGGUGACACACAGCUGUAAACUAACGAUCCAAGUUCCCUCAUUUCUACUUCCUGUCCCCGGUCAUGCGGUCGUGUAAAUGAAACAAGUAGAGAGAAAAGGAAUGAACGAGCGUGCGAUUGGUACAUAGAUAAAGCAAGGCGUAAGAAAAAGCAGAAAGAAAGGAAGUGCAUGAUUGAAAAUGGUUGAUAGGAUAUAGGAGUGGAUAAAAAAGAAACGAAAGAGAGCGAGAGUGAACGGGUGAGUGUACGAUUGAGUGAAUCAACGAGCAAAUCAGUGGAAGAGAGGAAGAAGGGAAGCGAAAGAAUAGAGGGAAGCUAGAGAAAAGCCAGCAGUUGAAAAAAAUUACUGAUCUUAUCCAUGCCAAUCAACGUUAUUACCUUUCAUUUCUUUAGUCCUUUUUCCUCGUAACUCAUUAUUCACUUACCAUAUUUUAUACCUACCUAUUCUACUUAUCUACACAUCCUAUUUAUAAAAACAUAAUAUCAAGGAUAUAAUAAUAUUAAUAUUAACGAUAUGAUAAGAAUGAUAUUGCUAAUUAUACUGAGUGGGAUUUUGUAACACAAUAACGUUUCAAUAUAAAUUCUGGUUUUCCUUCGAAAUUAUAAUAGAGGAAGAUUAUAUACUUGUAUAAGGCAGGCAGAUGGGAAGCAAGUAUGCGAGAACGAAAGAAAGAAAGAAAGAAAGGAAAGAAAGAAAGAAGAAACGAGCGAACGAAAAAAGAGGAAAAGUUCAGCUUGCGGGGGCAAGGAAGCAUAACCUGGCAAAAGCGGAGGCAGUUCACGGUGACGAGACUUUAGACUGAUCUAGGUACUAGCGUUACGAUAUUGGCCCUACCCCAGCGUUAAGGCGCCCCAAUAUUAUAUCAUUUAUCCUUUGCUAUUUUAUACAAUUGACCGGUGUGGCAGCUGGGGUGCCUGGGGGUUAUCGGUCGCAUUUAGGAUAAUGCACCACUGUGGCUGACGAUGCUGUAGCCGCGCGCACCCUUUUACCCGGUCAUUGCCCUAAUUUGCGGCACACAUCCUUGGGAACUUGACUCUUCUUGGUUGGCCCGUGUCAAGCGGAUGUUGUGUGAUUUUUGGGUCGCUCAAUUUAUGUUAAUAACGACCCAAAAAGACGUGUUUUUUAAUUAUAUAUAAAUAUAUUAUAUAUUAUAUUCCUGCGGAUAUGCAUUUUGUGACGUGAUGUUAUUUAGCACUAAUGAGGAAAACAACAAAAAUGAAGAAUUGUACGGAAAGAAAAUGAAAGAAAAAUAUUUAAAAAAACAAAAAAAAAAAAGGAAAAAAAUGUACGUAACACUAUUCACACGAAUAUAUAUAUGGUUUAUGUUUCUCGCGCCACACAUGCCACGUGUCAGCUCCACGGCUAAAAGUGAACAACAAAUUUCAAACGACCAAAUUCUUUCAACGUUGAUAAUUGCGUUUUCAGAUUAUUUUUUAUUAUUAUUAUUCGUCAUCUUCCAAUUGCUUUGCUUUUUUUAAUUCCCGCAAUUUGAAAAGUUGUCCCUAAUUUUAGUGUGACGUAGUUGAACGUAAUAAUUAUUGAUGAAUUUAAAAUAAUGUUGAAAUGGUUCCUUUUUCGGGCUAGGAGCUUGAUUUAAAGUGUCAAAGAUUUUUGUGUAUGACCAGAUGUAUUCUACAUGUCUCAAUAAACAGUUGUAUGUGAAUUACCUUUCUUAAA
This is a messenger RNA of Bombus pascuorum, 6668 nucleotides long. RefSeq names its product heterogeneous nuclear ribonucleoprotein Q-like (gene Syp). The transcript has 13 exons. Gene Ontology annotation, molecular function: mRNA binding. Gene Ontology annotation, cellular component: ribonucleoprotein complex; nucleus. The record is from RefSeq and is a predicted model, not a curated record. Lineage: Eukaryota; Metazoa; Arthropoda; Insecta; Hymenoptera; Apidae. Bases 471 to 2474 code for a protein of 667 amino acids.